AUGCAGUCCAUAGUGGCUUAUGUGCGUACAUUACUUGGAUGGUGCGACGAUAAUCCUAUAGUCAGGACAAGCUUCAAAAGAGACAGGAACGACGAUGAUUUCUCGUCCGACGAGGAAUCUCCCGUUCUGAAAAGACUAAAAAAAAUGCCUAAAACAUCAUUCCCCGAUGUCAUGGAUUCCAAAGAUAUGUGGAGUGAAGAAAAACAAAAUAAGAAUGUUAGGUAUAUACCAAUUCAAAUCGAAUCAGGACACCCGAGCACAUCAACGCCCAUUGAUGUAACAUCUAAGUUAGGGAGCCGGUUUAGGACUGUGCCAAUGAAGUUAACAUCAAAUGGACCUUCACCCGUUCAAAGACCGAGGAAACACACCCCCGUGAGACCCGUCGCUCAACCUGUGAUAGUGGAUGAGGACGACCAACAAGAGGUGACAUGGGUCGAAGCUAAACCUGAAACCAAGAAGCCCUCAAAGGUUUACAUAAAUAUUGAUGAUGAAGACGAAGACUAUGAAAAUCAAGAUGAUGAUGAUGAUGUGAUAUUUGUUAAAGCAGUGUCAUCACCGCCACCCGUCAGACCUUAUAAAUUCUUUGUCAGUAAAAAUAACAAUGAAUCAAAUUCUAAAGAUGAAGAAUAUGUUAAGUACAUAAAAGUAGGUCCCAAGUUAAAUGAUAGAAGUUCUUUGUCUCCUAGAACAUACAGUAAGUUUAAAGCCCCUGCUGGGAUCACUAAAGUAUAUAAAAAAGCCCCCACUCCUGUACCGAGGUGGAUGCAAGUACAUAAAACAAACCUUCAAACAUCCAGAAGUAGACUCACUAAUGGUAAUGGAAAAUCGGCAAUGGCAGAAGUAUUCAAUUUAGACGAAAAAAGAAAUUAUCAGGAGCUCAUCAGGAGAGUGACUGGAAAUAUAAAACCAUCAUCGAUAGGAAAACCUUUGGAUAUAAAGAACUUGGCAGACGAGUCCGCUGCUUUUAGAUCAACUCUCAGGUCACAGAAGAGUGCGUUAAAUGAAUUGAAACUGGUUGAACAGGGGCUCAAUAGUAUUAAAGACAAUGAAUCCACUAAAGAGUAUGAUCCCAUCACGGUGGCAUCCAUCAACUCCUCCGACUCAGAAGUGGAGAUAAUCACAUCGGACGCUUCUACAUCAUCAUCUGUCAGAAUCGAUCCCAUCAAUACACUCAAGGAUUCAUACAGAGACAGAGCCAUCACCUCCACGGACUGGCUCUCCAAACUGGACAGUAAAUAUAGGAAAAAGAGGCAGGAGACACAGGAGAAGCUGAAGGAUGCUCGGCGGGAGUCAGAUAUCAUAUCUAAGGUUAACUAUGAACAAAAAUUAGCACAUCUGGAGCACAAGCUCAAGUAUGAGUUGAGUAUACCCGAGAGUCUCAUAGAGGAGGUGCAGCCCACCGUGGAGCUGCCGGCCUUGACUCCAGAACAAGAGAAACUAGUCAACAGGGCUCUGGGACCCGGACCACCGGGACAACUGCUGGUGGAGAAAUUUAACUUAAGGAUACACAGACGGGAUCUCCAAACUCUGGCGGGUUUGAACUGGCUCAACGACGAGGUGAUCAAUUUCUACAUGAACCUGCUGAUGCAGAGGAGCGAGGAGCGCAAGGAGCUGCCGCGGGUGUACGCCACCAACACGUUCUUCUACCCCAAGCUCAUGCAGAGUGGACAGGCCGGACUCAGGAGGUGGACGAGGAAGGUGGACAUCUUCGCCCACGACCUGAUGGUGGUGCCGGUCCACCUGGGCGUCCACUGGUGUCUCAGCCUCAUCGACUUCCGGGAGAAGAAGAUCUCGUACCUGGACAGCAUGGGCGCCAGGAACGAGCCCUGCCUGGCCGCGCUGCUGCAGUACCUGCGAGACGAGCACCUGGACAAGAAGGGGGCGGCGUUCGACGACCGGGGCUGGAGGACCGAGAACAUGAAGGACAUCCCCCAGCAGAUGAACGGCAGCGACUGCGGCAUGUUCGCGUGCACGUUCGCCGAGUUCAGUUCGCGAGGCGCGCGCUACACCUUCAGCCAGGCGCACAUGCCCUACCUGCGGAGGAAGGCCGCGCUGGAGAUACUGCAGGCGCGCCUGCUGCUGUAG
Danaus chrysippus (African queen) is the source of this 2085-nucleotide messenger RNA. The record is from the annotation of a GenBank genome assembly. NCBI's taxonomy places the organism in Eukaryota, Metazoa, Arthropoda, Insecta, Lepidoptera, Nymphalidae.